AUGGCUCUGUGUGCCACCAGCUCGUAUUAUGAACCCCAAGAGAUUGCAGCUCGUAUACUGCCAAAUGUUGUUGUUCUCACAAUUGAUCCUCACAUUGAUGUCCGGUCAAAGGCUUUCCAAGCAGUUGAACAGUUUUUGCAGAUAGUUAAGCAGUACCAUGAAAAGACAUCUGGUGGGGAUAGCAGUGAGUGUAUGGGGUCCACAAUUUCAUCACUUCCAGGGAACGCAAGUAUACUUGGAUGGGCAAUGAACUCUUUGACAACAAAAGGCAAACCCUCUGAACAAACCACACAAGCAAUGCCUCCAAAAUCCACAUCACCUCUUGUUUCUGUUGUCCCCACUACAUUAGUAUCAAGUACACAUACCCAAAGUACAACAACACUAGUCCGAGGUGGAAGUUUAGAUUAUGGUGGUGACAUGGCGGAUCAACUAGAACCGGUGUCACCUACCUCGAAUGACGAAUGGGGGGAGCUCGAGAACAGUAUCGAUAUUCAUGAAGAUGAAGAGAUUGAAAAAGACGGGUGGGACGAUAUGUUGCCACUAGAAGAUGAAAAGCUGCCACCUGCUCUUGCAAAUGUAACACCGUAA
Molecule: messenger RNA, 588 nt
Organism: Lactuca saligna
Lineage: Eukaryota; Viridiplantae; Streptophyta; Magnoliopsida; Asterales; Asteraceae
Source: the annotation of a GenBank genome assembly